AUGAAACUUUUUUAUCAAAAAGAUUUCUUUGGAUCAUUAUCCAAGAUUCUGAUUAUGACUGUAAACAAUAAACCUGAAUAUAAUGAUACUAAUUCAUCCAAUUAUAAUAAUCAAUGGUUUCAAAUUGAUAAAGAAAUUUAUAUGGAUCGUUAUUUAAUCUCUAAUGCUAGUGAAGUUGAAGACUGUUUGAUGAAAUCUGGUGAUAUAAAGCGUGAAUUGGAACAAUUAAAUAAAAAAAUUAACAACAUAACGAAUUUUCAAGUAAUUUAA
Messenger RNA from Entrophospora sp. SA101, 270 nucleotides. The record is from the annotation of a GenBank genome assembly. NCBI's taxonomy places the organism in Eukaryota, Fungi, Glomeromycota, Glomeromycetes, Entrophosporales, Entrophosporaceae.